AUGGAGUUGCCGACGGUAUCCUCGACUCCAUGGACGUUUCUCCCCGGGACUGCCCAGCCCGUUUUCUUCGGAGACCUGAACGCCACGAUCAGCAGCGGGAAUGCACAGAACGCCACCGAGCAGGUCUGGUGGCAGCCGGGACCCGAGGCUUUUCUAGUGCCGCUUUUCUUCGCUAUUAUCAUGGUGGUGGGACUGGUGGGGAACUACCUGGUCAUCUACAUCAUCCUCAAGAACAAGGAGAUGCACACGGUGACGAACUAUUUCAUCCUGAACUUGGCCGUGACGGACCUGUCCUUUCUGGUGUUCGUGGUGCCCUUCACCGCCAGUACCUACCCCCUCACGAGCUGGGUCUUCGGACAGUUCAUGUGCAAGUUCGUCAUUUACUAUAGCCAGAUCACGGUAACGGCUACCUGCAUCACCCUGACCGCCAUGUCAGUGGAUCGCUACUUCGCCAUCGUCCAUCCCAUCAAGUCCAAACAGUGGCGGACACCGCGCAUGGCUAAAGUCGUCAGCGCUGGUGUGUGGCUAGGGUCGAUCGUGGGCUCGCUGCCGAUGGCGAUCUUCUCCCGUCUGGAGCCGUACGACUUCUACGGUCCGGGGGAGGUUUACUGCUCCAUGUUCUACCCCAACAGCACCUGGGAGGCCGGAUACAUGACCUACACAUUCGUUGCUGCCUACAUCCUUCCGGUUGUCAUCAUCACGGCCUGCUACAGCCAGAUGCUGCGGCGUCUGUGGACCCGUAUCGCUCCGGACGGCGGCCUCACCGAGACGGACCGAAUCAUGCCCCGCAGAUCUAACCAGAACGCCAUGCAGCAGAAGCGCCGCACCACGAGGAUCGUGCUGGUGGUGGUCGUGUGCUUCACGGUCUGCUGGGGGCCCAUCAUGAUCCUGAACCUGGUGAAGAGUUACCAUGGCAACGCCUUCCCGCUGGACUUCUCCAUGUCCUGUGUGAAGAUCUGGGCCCACUGCAUGUCGUUCGCCAACUCCUCCGUCAACCCUUUCGUCUACGCGUUCAUGGGGGGCAACUUUCGCAAGGCCUUCCGCAAGUCCUUCCCGCGCUGUUUCCGGCGGGCCCGCGUCGCGCCGCAGGGGGAGGAGCCUUACUCCAACAGCGACCACGUCAGCCUGCUGUCCCGCCGGCAGGGCGCCUCCCAGCGGCGGGACAUUCCACUGCAGCCCAUCAACGAAGCAGGCCACACCAGCCAGGGCACCACAAGCCCGGCUAUGGGCACAACUAGCCCGGCUUUGGGCACUAUUAGCCCGGCUAUGUAG
This is a messenger RNA of Branchiostoma belcheri (Belcher's lancelet), 1272 nucleotides long. RefSeq names its product G-protein coupled receptor 54-like. The transcript is spliced from 6 exons. Gene Ontology annotation, molecular function: G protein-coupled peptide receptor activity. The coding region runs from base 1 to 1272 and encodes 423 amino acids. The record is from RefSeq and is a predicted model, not a curated record. Gene Ontology annotation, biological process: neuropeptide signaling pathway. Gene Ontology annotation, cellular component: membrane. NCBI's taxonomy places the organism in Eukaryota, Metazoa, Chordata, Leptocardii, Amphioxiformes, Branchiostomatidae.